AAUCGCAUUCACGCUCCGUGCUGCGCACAUAGGCUGCGCAGCACGACACGGGAAAUUUGCUGUCGUCACACCCGGAGCAGCAUGCUAUCCCAGCUUGCUUAUCUGGACUGAAGGCCUAGCUACUGUAAUUGCAUAACAAGCUACAGGCUUCUAGAAAGUCGUGGAAAUGACUGGGCAUUUCCCCGACUGAGUCUGGUUAUUGCAACAUAUAUUACAGACAGACAACAGACCGCUAAGCCACACACUUGGUGGGUCUCUGUCUGAUGAUGGAAAGAUGACUGUUUGCUAGCUACCAAGCUGGUCCUUUAACUAGCUAAAAGGAAGCAUAAUUAGCCAGCUCGCUACGGUGUGGUGACAUAAAAAUUGGACUAGCAACAGGAACUCAGCUGAUUGGCUGUCUACAGCAGGGAGAACAGGAAGUGGCAGGCUGAGGCUGGCAGCCAUGCUGUGCUGGGGAAAUGCCUCCUUUGGUCAGCUUGGCUUGGGUGGGAUCGAUGAGGAGGUUGUGUUGGAGCCCAAGGACUGUCCGUUCUUUAAAGGGCAGGUGAUCUGUGAGGUUGGCUGUGGCCUUCGGCACACAGCCUUUCUUUUGGGGGAUGGCACAGUGUACACCUGUGGCUGCAAUGAUCUUGGGCAGCUGGGACAUGAGAAAUCCAGGAAAAAACCAGAACAGGUGGGAGCACUAGAUGCUCAGAUCAUUGUGGGCGUGUCCUGCGGAGAGGCCCACACCCUUGCGCUGAAUGACAAGGGCCAGGUGUUUGCCUGGGGCCUGGCCUCCGAUGGACAGCUGGGCUUUACGAGUGCGGAGGAGUGCACCCGUGUCCCUCGAAACAUCAAGAGCUUAUCAGAAGUUCAGGUUGCUCAAGUGGCUUGUGGGUUCCGUCACUCCCUUGCUUUGGCCAAAGGAGGCAGUGUGUACUCUUGGGGUCAGAAUAAAUACGGACAGCUGGGAUUGGGGUCUGAUGGCAAAAACAAGACCUCUCCCUGUGUGAUCCAGUCCCUUCAUGGGAUCCCGUUUGCGCAGGUAGCAGCGGGGGGCGCCCACAGUUUUGCCCUCACCCUGUCGGGAGCAGUGUUUGGGUGGGGGCGCAACAAGUUUGGGCAAUUGGGCGUCAAUGACAAUAAUGACAGACACUUUCCUGUCUUGCUGAAAUCACUCCGUUCUCAGAGGGUGGUGUACAUCUGCUGUGGAGAAGAUCACACGGCCGCUCUAACGAAGGAGGGUGGAGUUUUUACAUUUGGAGCCGGGGGAUAUGGUCAGCUGGGACAUAACAGCACAAACCACGAGAUUAACCCCCGCAAGGUGUUUGAGCUCAUGGGAAAUGUAGUUACACAGAUUGCCUGUGGUAGGCAGCACACACUGGCGUUCAUCCCUUCCUCUGGGAAGAUUGACUCUUUUGGACUGGGAGGGAAUGGCCAGCUUGGCACUCGCUCCGCAUGCAACCGGAAAAGCCCGGCUCCAGUGAAGGGCACCUGGAUGUCAAACAACGGGCCCAGUGCCCCGAGCACAGAUGCUCAUCGGUCUUUCAGUGUGAAGAGAAUAUUUGCUGGUGGGGACCAGAGCUUUGCCCAUUACUCCGCUUCUCAGAAUUCCUUAGAUGUCCGAGUACCUGACCCUGACAGACACAUUUAUACGCUGAACCCAGAUGUUAUUCAGCGUUGGCUGAGUCAUACACAAGGAAGACUGCCUCUGGAGAUUGCCAAUGAGAUUGAGACCGUGUUCUCUUCUGCAAGUUGCCUCAACGGGAGCUUUUUGUCUGAAAGCCACCCGGAUCAUUACAACACGAGUAGCAGAUGCUCUGGAGUGGACAUGAACGCCGCACGCCUCUUGUUUCACAGAUUGACCGGACCCAACUUCCCACAUAUCACACAGCAGAUUGCUGCCAGUUUAGAGAAGACCCUGAUCCCCGGGCUUACCAGCUCUCCUCCAGACAUCGAAGCUCUGCGUCUCUACCUCACUCUGCCCGAGUGCCCGUUGUUUCACGACCCCAACACUUACCAGACUCUCGCUAUCCCAUUGGGGAAGGCGGUCAUCAGCUUGAAACCGGCACCGCUUAAGGUCCUCGAAAAUUGGUGGUCAAAAUUUGAGCCUCCAGUCUUCCAAAGGCUUGUGGAUCUGUACAAGGAGGUGGUGCUGAGCCUCUUGAGAAUACAGAAGAUCGGCAUUGCCCCUUCAGAGCACAGAACUCUCACCUGCUUUCUUCAUACUGCUCUCAAGUUCCUGGGGAUUCUACAUGUUGUGAAUGAAAGAGCAGGUUAUAUCCUAGAGUAUGACAGGUUCUACAUUCACGAGUUGGGUGAUCUCAUUGACAUCAGAGCUGACUACAUCAACUGGAUUCAACAGCAGAUGUUUUCAGUGGUGCCAGAGUAUCCAAUAACCAUGUGCAGAUACCCAUUUGUAUUUGACGCUCAAGCAAAGACAACAUUGCUUCAGACUGAUGCAAUGUUACAGAUGCAGAUGGCAGUUGACCAGGCACAGAGGCAAAACUUCUCUUCCCUCUUCCUGCCUGUGGUGGAGUCCGUGGACCCCUGCCUGAUUCUCAUUGUCAGGAGGGACAAUAUCGUGGAGGACACAGUCGAGGUCCUGAGGAAAUCCAAGAACAUUGACUACAAGAAGCCCCUGAAGGUGAUUUUUGUUGGGGAAGAGGCUGUGGAUGCAGGAGGUGUACGGAAAGAGUUCUUCCUACUUAUAAUGAGAGAGCUUCUUGACCCUAAAUAUGGAAUGUUUAGGUACUAUGAGGAAUCGAGGCUGAUCUGGUUUUCCAACAAGACAUUUGAAGACAUUGAUUUGUUUCACCUGAUUGGGGUCGUCUGUGGAUUGGCCAUCUAUAACCUGACUAUCGUGGAGCUGAACUUCCCUGUAGCGCUGUACAAAAAGCUGCUGAAGAGGAAGCCAACACUGGAUGAUCUGAAGGAGCUCAUGCCUGACGUUGGAAGGAAUUUACAGCUCCUGUUGGAUUACACAGAAGACGAUGUGGAAGACGCCUUUUGUUUGAACUUUACUGUUACAGUGGAAAAUUUUGGUGCAACAGAAGUACUUGAACUUGUCAGAGAUGGUAUGGAUAUCAGCGUGAAUAAUUCAAACAGGCUGGAAUAUGUUAAUGCAUACGUGGACUACAUUUUCAACAUGUCUGUGGCGGAGCUGUUUGACGCAUUCUACGCUGGAUUCCAUAAAGUGUGUGGAGGGAAAGUUCUCGAGCUGUUUCAACCCAGCGAACUCCAGGCAAUGGUCAUUGGAAACACCAACUACGACUGGAAAGAACUGGAAAUGGGUACUGAAUACAAAGGAGAAUACUGGCGUGAACAUCCUACGAUAAAAUUCUUCUGGGAAGUGUUCCAUGAAUUGCCUUUGGAAAAGAAAAAACAGUUUCUUUUGUUUCUGACCGGAAGCGACCGCAUUCCCAUCUUGGGAAUGAAGAAUCUGGCUCUGGUCAUUCAGCCUACGGGUGGAGGGGAUCAGUACCUGCCUGUGGCACACACCUGCUUUAACCUGCUGGACCUGCCCAAGUACAGCAGCAAAGAGGUGCUGGAGGAGAAGCUCAUUCAGGCCAUCAAUCACUACGAAGGCUUUAAUCUGGUCUAGAAACAACACUAAGAACAACUGCAAAGGAUAUACAGACUAUAAAUAAACACCCAAGGCCUAAGAUAGUUUAAGAUUGCUACAAAAAUCGGCUGCAACGAUCCAACCUAAAACACAUCUAUUCAUUAGUUUUUACAGCGUUAUUUUUCGCCUACUUGCCUGCCUGAAUUCUGCCAAAAGAUGAGAAACGGUGCGCCUUUCUGAAUGAGUGAACAAACUCUUAUUAAUGUACAAUGCUGUGAUCGUACCUUAUCUGUUCAAAAGCAAAUGCUGUGGAGAGCAUGCUUCAGGACAUUUCUGGGGUCUCAAAAAUCAGCUUAAGUUCUUCAACAACCACUUGUUUGUAUUUUCAUUUUUUUUUUUUGAUAGAUAUGUAAAGCUUUCCAUGCUAGCGCAUCCACUUUAAUGACUGAACACUGUUCACAUUGUUCGAAGUCAAUGCAUAAAUAUACAAUUAAUUGUCAUUCCCCCCAUCACCCAGUAUUUCGACAGUUAAUCCAUAGUGAAAGGAAAUGCAACAGAAUUCAAAUGAACAUUUUAUUCUAACUUAUAUUUUGAAAAGGGGAUGUUAAAUAGAUUCUACCGACUGUUGAAAAUAAACCAAGCUCUUAAGUGUU
Anguilla rostrata (American eel) is the source of this 4197-nucleotide messenger RNA. RefSeq names its product HECT and RLD domain containing E3 ubiquitin protein ligase 4 (gene herc4). The record is from RefSeq and is a predicted model, not a curated record. Lineage: Eukaryota; Metazoa; Chordata; Actinopteri; Anguilliformes; Anguillidae. Gene Ontology annotation, molecular function: ubiquitin protein ligase activity. Gene Ontology annotation, biological process: protein polyubiquitination. The transcript is spliced from 24 exons. The coding region runs from base 443 to 3583 and encodes 1046 amino acids.